AUGCCUGGAUUCAUUAUGCUGGUGGAGACCUGCGGAACGGAAGGAGGCAGUAUUUUGCAAGUGAGAGGUUCCUGUGACUUGGAUGAGGAGACUCAGAAAGUUACUACUGUUGUUCUAGCAGGUUAUGAUGGAGAAGACUUUCUUGCUCUGGAUUUUGAGAAACUGGCAUGGAUCGCUCUGCAACCACGAGCCAUCCCAGUUAAAUUGUUGUGGAACAUUGAUAAAGUUGGAAUACUGUUAGCUAAACAGCUUGCUACCCAUGAUUGCCCUGCAUUUCUUAAGGAAUUAUUGGACAAAGGGAAGAGCAUUCUGCUAAGAACAGAGAACCCCUCAUUGUCUCUGCUGCAGAAGUCUCCUUCCUCUCCUGUCAGCUGCCACGCUACAGGUUUCUAUCCCAGCAGAGCCCUGAUGUUCUGGAGGAAGGAUGGGGAAGAGAUUCAUGAGAAUGUGGAUCUUGGAGAAAUCCUUCCAAACAAUGAUGACACCUUCCAGAUGAGGAUUUACCUGGACAUUUCCUCAAUCAGUCCUGAAGACUGGAGGAGGUACGACUGUGUGUUUCAGCUUAUUGAUAACGAGGAAAAAAUCAUCAAUCUGGAUAUAGCAAAUAUAGGAGCCGACAGAGAGAGGCAGAUCCUGGUCACUUCUGUUGAGCACCACAUCCAUUGCUGCCGGUGGUUCUGGUCGAGAACCAUGCAGGCUCUGCACCAGACAACCAAGCGUAACCACUGGUUCACUGACCAGAAGCGAACUCCUGCUCCCCGUUACCUCACCGCCGAGCCCCCUCCUCCCACCCAGGACCACCAGAGGUGCCCAGUCCUCCCGGUCCGACCAAUCGUGGACUCCCGACGACAGGGUAGAGGCUGGCAGUACCUCCUCGACUGGGAGGGCCGCGGUCUUGGGUCUCAGGUUCUGUGA
Messenger RNA from Fundulus heteroclitus (mummichog), 915 nucleotides. RefSeq names its product major histocompatibility complex class I-related gene protein-like. The transcript has 6 exons. Bases 1 to 915 code for a protein of 304 amino acids. Gene Ontology annotation, biological process: immune response. Gene Ontology annotation, cellular component: external side of plasma membrane. The record is from RefSeq and is a predicted model, not a curated record. Lineage: Eukaryota; Metazoa; Chordata; Actinopteri; Cyprinodontiformes; Fundulidae.